This is a messenger RNA of Rhagoletis zephyria (snowberry fruit fly), 593 nucleotides long. RefSeq lists its product as uncharacterized. The record is from RefSeq and is a predicted model, not a curated record. NCBI's taxonomy places the organism in Eukaryota, Metazoa, Arthropoda, Insecta, Diptera, Tephritidae.
AUGCUCACACCUACUCUCACGGUUUUCACCCUCCAAGGAGCGCUGCAAUAUCAGCGUGAUGUACCACUGGACAGCAGCGCGCANAAAUCUCUGAAGUCUUCGAAAACAGUGGUGAGUAAGAAGAGUUCGCAAGAUUUGCGCAAAAUGGUCAAGUCACAGGUCAAGCUGCAAGAAGUGAUUGAUGAAACCUUAAAGCAAAUGUGUUCCACUGAUCCUGAGCCAUUGCCUGAGGGUGUAGAUUGCCGUUUAAGAGAUCAAGGUGAACAAAUGGGUUUACAGAAGACAUCCGGCUCAUGCAAACGCUGCACUGAUAAGAUAUAUUCGCGUUCAAGUCAAAAAGAUGUUAUGACUGAGAUUCCCAAGGGCGACUUUUUGGAAUGUCGCUCGGGCGACACACUCACGAUUUCGGUGGAUGAUGUUGUCAACUCCAAAGUGAUCAAUCCCAUGAUACGUAAGCUACAGCGUAUGUAUCUGAAUAAUUUGCGUGAAGAAAUGUCUCUGAUGGAAGAUCUGGAACGCCUGCCACAUAAGGUUAACGAGGUAUAUAAAGCAACUAUAUUCAAGCAGAAAGAAUGAGAUGUGCAGGAGUUAUC